AUGCCAAGUGAAGAAAUAUGGAAAGGAGUUGCACAAAAUUUUGUGAAUGAUUUGUCUCCAGAAGUUCUCAUAUAUGCAGGACUUAUUUAUGAGCAAACUCUUGGAGAAGAAAAAUAUACCUUUGUUGAAGAAGUUAAAAAUCCAAAAUCUGUUACGAUAUUAGUUAAAGGACCUAAUUUUCAUAUAAUUACACAGAUUAAUGAUGCCAUUCGUGAUGGAUUACGAGUCGUAAAGAAUGCAAUUGAAGAUAAAUAUAUAGUACCAGGAGUAGGAGCAUUUCAAGUUAGGAUUUCAGCUUACUUGAAUAAAUUUAAAAGUUCAGUCAAGGGAGGGUCAAGCUGGGAAUUCAAGCAUUUGCAGAUGCAAUGUUGA
Molecule: messenger RNA, 372 nt
Organism: Funneliformis caledonium
Lineage: Eukaryota; Fungi; Glomeromycota; Glomeromycetes; Glomerales; Glomeraceae
Source: the annotation of a GenBank genome assembly